AUGAGGGCCCCCCUGGCCGCCUGCGAUUACUUGCAGCUGCUGGAGUGGGCCCCCGAAGCAGAGGGCCCCGAGGGGAGGGGGGGGCCCCCCUUCCCCGCUCUUCCCCGGGUCAAGGGGGCAGCAGCAGAGCUCAACAGACUCAUUUCCAGGCUGCGUGAGUCUGUCUUUUUGUUGCUUCUCUUUUUGUUUUUCGACCGGAGGGGCCCCCAAGAGACCUUACCUCCCGUGCUGGUGAAGGUCCACCAAGACCCAUCUGACAGUUCUGCCGGGGCCCCGGGGGCCCCUGGCGCCAAGGGGGGCCCCCAGGGGGCCCCCCAAGGUGGGGGGGCCCCCGAGAAGGGGCUGCCUUCUCGCUAUGCCAUUUGCCACCACCGGCGGUUUGUGUACAGCGAGGAGGCGGGGGCCUUUGUGUCUACUCACAGCGUGCUGCCUGAGGUCUGUUUGGGCUGCAGCAGCUAG
This is a messenger RNA of Eimeria tenella, 459 nucleotides long. RefSeq lists its product as uncharacterized. The record is from RefSeq and is a predicted model, not a curated record. Lineage: Eukaryota; Apicomplexa; Conoidasida; Eucoccidiorida; Eimeriidae. Bases 1 to 459 code for a protein of 152 amino acids. The transcript has 2 exons.